This is a messenger RNA of Hemicordylus capensis (graceful crag lizard), 3771 nucleotides long. Its product is annotated as MLX-interacting protein-like. The record is from RefSeq and is a predicted model, not a curated record. Gene Ontology annotation, cellular component: nucleus. Gene Ontology annotation, biological process: regulation of transcription by RNA polymerase II. Lineage: Eukaryota; Metazoa; Chordata; Lepidosauria; Squamata; Cordylidae. Gene Ontology annotation, molecular function: protein dimerization activity; RNA polymerase II cis-regulatory region sequence-specific DNA binding; DNA-binding transcription factor activity, RNA polymerase II-specific. The coding region runs from base 15 to 2273 and encodes 752 amino acids. The transcript is spliced from 17 exons.
CUGCGCUUGGGAAGAUGUCGCGCCCCCAGAUCAUCCACAGCGGCCACUUCAUGGUGUCGGAGCCCCACGCCGAGCCCGACCCGGACCCAGAACCCGACCCCGACUCUGAGGCAGCGGCGCUGAGUCCGGCAGGCCAAGUUGCUCCCCGGCUGCCUGGGUCUGGUCCGGGUCCGUGCGCGGUGGGGCGAGGGAGAAGGGCCUGCCAAGGGGGGAGGGCCGAUGAAGGGGCCCAGCAGACCACCUACGACUUCGACACGGUGAGCGAGGGCACGUGCCUGACAUACCGCUACGGGCCGCGAAGCAGCGGAGCUCUCAACAUCGACGCCUCCCUCACCAAGCUCUUCGAGUGCAUGACGCUCGCCUACAGUGGGAAAAUUGUCUCUCCCAAGUGGAAAACCUUCAAGGGGCUGAAAUUGCUACAACGUGACAAGAUCCGGCUCAAUAAUGCCAUCUGGCGGGCCUGGUAUCUACAGUAUGUGGAGAAGCGACAGAACCCUGUGUGCAGUUUUGUGACUCCAUUGGAGUGCAGUGAUGUUGUAGAUGAGCACCGCAAGCCGGAGGCUGUCAUCAUGGAAGGAAAGUACUGGAAACGCCAAAUUGGUGUUGUUAUUAGGGAAUAUCGCAAAUGGAGGGCAUUCUCCCAUAAGCGAGUCCAGAAGUCAACAGAUGAACCAGUGUAUGGGCCGACUCAGGAAGUAGCUGAUACUCUUCCAGGGGUAGAACUGAACAGUGAGAUGACCGUUGGAAGCCCGAUGGAGCUUGACCCCUUGAAUGAGCUGGAUGCACUUCUGGACACCCUCUUCUCUAGCCGCAACCCUUAUGGUGGUCCCAACCUACGUGGCCUUGCUCAUCAGGGCAAUGCAGACAUGAUCCAGCCCACCUUGACUCAGCUGCACCCCAGCUUUGGAGAGGAGUUCAUGACCUUGGAUCCCAUUCAUGACUUCAUCAAUUCUUGUCGCCCUCAGCCAGCAGUCCAGGCUCCCUCACUGCUGACAGAUGCUACUGCCUUGGGUCAGUGUGGCCCAGAUGUGUCUCCCAUCACCUCUGGCACGAAGGAACUUCCAUCAUCUGGAGACUCUCUCAUCCCCAUCCCCAUCCCCAUCUCCCUGGAUGUGGAGCCAUCUAUGCAUCUAAAUGAACAGCAGACUUUCCUGCCACUCUUCCCCACUUCCCCACUGAGGAUCAGCCCUCCGCCGGCCCCUCCCAUCUUGCACAUACAGCCUCAAACCACCUUGGUCUUCUCUGUCAUCACCCACACCGGAUCAGAAAAAACUUUGCCAUCCACAUCUGGGGGCACGUUUGCUGUGCCAACCUCUGCUGUUGUAGCCAAGGGUGGGAGGAGCAGACACCUGCAACGGAUUGCUCCGGCACCUUCCUCUAGUAAUCAGGCAGCACCUCCCAGUGCCUCUCUCGCCCAGCUGCUUACCACUGGUCCUGCCCCACUGCCCCUCACUCCAGUCACGAAUGCUGCACAGGUGUGUAGCACCUCAAAGUUUCCUGCUAAUGCCCUACUGCGCUCAGUCUCUGCAACAGAGAAGUCUCCAUUGCCUGCCUCUGUUGCUGCUUCCUCUGACCCGGGGGUCCACACCGAGAGAGCUGAGGACACAAAUCUCUGCAAUACCCAGGAAAUCUACAGACAUUCCACUGCCAAGGGAAGCCGCAGAUCAACUUUUGUUUCUGCUGACUACACUCGACGUAUGGUCAUCAGCUCGGGUUUCAACACUCUUGCCAGUUUGGUGCUGCCACGAUCAGAUCAGGCCAGCGCUAAGCUCAGCAAAGCGAUGCUUCUGCAGAAGAGUGUAGCAUAUGUGGGAAGACUGCAGCAUGAACGCCGACAAACUCAGGAGAUGAUGGAGAGGCUGCGUCGUGAAAUUAAAGAGCUAAACACUGCCAUUCAUGAGUUCCAGCGCCAACUUCCACCCAGCGGAGCUCCUGUGUUACUGCCACAAUCAGACAAGGCUUCUCAACUCUAUGAAGAGUAUGUGCGUCAGCGCACCUUGAACAACUGGCGCUUCUGGCUUUUCAGCACUGUAAUCAAGCCGCUGUUUGAGAGCUACACCAGGACAGUGAGCACAAGCAACAUCAAGGAAUUCUGCCAGUCAGUGUUGAGCUGGUUGGAGCAGCACUGCACCCUGCCCCUCUUGCGCCCCGCUAUCUCUGGCUCCCUCCUGCAGCUCAGCAAGAUCACUUCCAUACUGACUCAGCCAGCCCGCUUGCCUGAACAAGCUCUGCAAGCUGUCUCUUGCCCUCCACACUGCAAGGGCAACAGCUAGGAUGAAAGUUGGGUCCAGUCAUGCAUGGACAUCCUCACAUUUCCUCAGGUGCUGCCAAGAAGGCCUACAGCAGUGGGCUUAAACUCAGGACUUCCUUCAUGACGCAAAUAUGAAUAGUAGUUUUCGUGACAGUAUUGGGGCCAAAAACUCCAAAGUGGGGAAUCUCUCUGGGGAUUCUCCUUGGUGCUGGCCACCUCUUGACUCCCUUCCUCUUGUAGAACAAUCUGUGGACUUCAGGUCAUACAGUGGGAGAUGUGGAAGCACAAGACAAGGCGCAGAACCUGAAAGCCUAUUAAAUCCCCAGAAGAACCAGAAUACCAGGCUUUGGCCUUAUUCUCUCAAAACUUGGGUGGCAGGUAGCUAUGGAGAGAUCCAUGUGGCCUCUGUUUCCCCACCAGAGGGCAGUGAAAGAGCAUUUAUAGGACAUCUCAGUGUUACGGAGAGAUUCUUCUCGCUGUCUAACUUUUGGCUGUCUUCCUGAUGAAUUUAAAUGUUGACUGCUGGCUGACCCUGGGAUGCGCAUUACUGCUUCACAGAAAUCUUUUGAUUCUGGCUUAGGAAAUCCCAGUGCAUUACAGGCUGGUGGCACAUCUUACCUAUGCAACUUGUAUCCAUGAGCCUUCUGUUAGAUGCAGACAAACUAUUCUAGCACCUCCUGAGACAGAAAUGGACCACCUGUUAGUGCUCUUCAGAGUUGCCAGUAUACAGGAUAUUGAACUAGAAAGGUCAUGGGCCUGAUGCAGCAGGGCUGUUAUGUUCUUAAAAGCCACAUCAAGCCCAAAUGUCCUUGUUGACUAGCUACAGACAGUGAGGCCCAAAUAAGAAAAUUGGAGUUACCGUGUUAUGUGUUGUGGCAGGCAGCUGACCCUGCCUGUUUGUGUCUUCUCAUUGCUUAUGUAUGGUGCUGAUGCUUCUGGUUUGCUUAGGGAUCUAUGUUAGCUGAAGAGACUGCAACACAUACAUACGUAUGGUCAGUGGCAACAUACAGCCUGGCUGGCCCUUUUGCUGUUUGACAAGCUUCCAACAAUGAGGUUUGCUGCAGAAAGGAGCUCAGGGAAUCAGUGUUGCUUACUCUACCAUGUAAUUAUCCACAGCACUUAAGCUGUUUUCAAUCCUGUGGGAUUUCCCCAAUUGAUUAUUUUAAAAAGAGAAAUUGCAUGAAGAUGGAAAUAUCCCCCCUCCCUUCUAUUUCAAAGGAAUAUUCUGUGAACACCCUGGGAUUUCCUGUGUUCCAUGUUCCAAAGGUUAUAACUCUGUCUCUAAUAUGCCUCUACAAUGCAUUUGAAUGAUUUUUAACAAUUAUUUACUGAUAGUAAGCUCAUUCUUAUAGCUUUCUUAUUCACUGUUGUACUUUCCUGAAAUGAUGAUUUUUAUAUAUACUACCAUCAACUUUCCUCUUUUUUUUUUUACACUUUUAUAGAGAGAUUUUUAUUUCGUAUUGCUGCUAUUACAGGUUUUAAACAAAUACAACUUGAGUAUUGAUAUUCUUGAUCCAUAA